AUGUCCGACGACGAGCUGCUGCUGUCUGACAGCGACGAGUUGGAGCUGGAGCUGGGGCUGGGGUUGGAGCUGUCCGACGACGACGAGCUCGAGCUCGGCCUCGGCGACGACGACCACGACGACGGACUCGGGCUGGGCGAGCUGGAGCUGAGCGACGACGACGAGGUGCUGGACCUGGGGCUCUCGUCGGGCGAGGGCGACGAGGCGAAGAAUCCGGAGCUGGACGCCCUGCUCGCCGAGUCUGACGAGGUUGACGGCUCGGUCGGCUCGUCGGUCCAGCUCUCGGACGGCAUGUCCGCACUCGUUGGUGGUUCCGACAACAGCCUCAACAACUUACUGGCCGGCGACGAUGACGACGCCCUGCUCCGCGCAUCGUCGAGCGACGACGACGAUGGCAGUGAUGAAAGUGACGACGAUGAUGGCGAUGGCGACGGUGAGCCGCCUGUCGACGUUUCGUCGUUUGACUUUGAUGCCUCGGAGAUUACUGUGGUCACCGAGGACGACUACGAGGCUGAGGCUGUGACCAAUGCCGAGCUCGGUCCCGAACCCGUUGUUGAGGAUGAGGCUGAGCCCGUUGUUGAGGAUGAGGCUGAGCCCGUUGUCGAGGUUGAGGAUGAGGAUGAGCCCGUCGUUGAGGUCGAGGAUGAGGAUGAGCCCGUCGUUGAGGUCGAGGAUGAGGCUGAGCCCGUUGUCGAGGUUGAGGAUGAGGCUGAGCCCGCUGUUGAGGUUGAGGCCGAGGCUGAGCCCGUCGUCGAGGUUGAGUCCAAGGCUGAGCCUGUCGUCGAGACCGAGGCCGAGGCCGCCGCCAGAGCCGAGACCGCGGCCCUCACCAAGACCGAGGCCGAGCACACCACCAAGACCGAGGCCGAGCACACCACCAAGGCCGAGGCCGAGUUCACCACCAAGGCCGAGACCGAGGUCGCCACCAAGGCCGAGACCAGUCUUGAGUCCACGACUCAUCCCACUCCCUCGGCCAAAGCCACAACUCCGCACGCCGUCAUCCUCGAUGACGUGCUGGAGAGCCAGACUCAGGUCCGCGCAACAGAGCCGGACAUGGAAGUAGAGUCGGUGUCCGAGCUGGUGCCGUCGCCGCGCGACCGCAAGCCGACCGCGUCCCGCCGCCGUGCGCCGCGACGCGAUCGCCCAGAGAGCAGCACCACGCCACGCCGCCGUAAGCGGCGCAAGCAUCGCAGCCACAAGCAGACGCCCACAGGCCAGCCUGUUCAUCCCAGCAUGCUUGCCACCCCACCGCCACCGGCGCCGUACACUCCGCCCAAGCUGCGACUUGACAUGACGCCCGCCAAGAGCAACCGACCUGCCGCCUCGCCGGCCCAUCUUCUAGCCUCGCUCUCCAAGUCAGCUGCACUCGCGUCGGGCGUCGGUGCUAGCUCACGCAGGGGCUCGGGCCGGAAGGCGACCGGCGGGUCGCUCGGCCGGCGCGCUUCCGACCGCACCAAGCGCGCGCUUGCGCGUGCCAAACAGCGUUGCCGUCGCGACGCACAGAUCGAGCACAUGGAGCGCAGAGUGGCUGCCCAGGUCUACCGCUCGCGACAAGCCGAGCUAGCAGCGCGACAGGCCGAGGAGGCCGAGCGCGCCGCCGCAGCUCUCGCCUCGGCCUCGUCGCCUGCAGUCCGGUGGAAGCCGGCGGCUCGCUGGAACGAGCGCCGGGUGCCCGAGGCGGCGAGAGCGCGCGUGGGCCAUCCGCACCUCGACCCGGCGUACGAGGACCACGUCGCCAUGGCUGCCAUUCGCGCGCAAGACUAUGAGCGCCAGCUCAAGUUCCAAACCGCCAAGGCCAAACUCGAGGCUGAGACGUCCGAGUAUGAGCGGGCGCGUGAAGAGCGCAAGCGCCGCGCCGCCGCCAUCGACUCGUGGCGCAACUCAAAGCGCCGGGCGAACGGGUCGCGACGCGGAGCCGGCUCUGCCCGCGCCGCCCAUGGCUCGCUCACUGAUCUGGCCGGCGCCAGGCGCAGCCAGGAACAGUCGCGCGACACCGGGCCCGGCAGAGGCCGCGGGGACGCGCCCGUCCGUGACGACGUCUCGAACGGCUCGGCGUCGAGCGGCGGCGCCGACUCGCAGGCCGACCUGAUCUCGUCCCGCAAGCAAAAGCGGGCGGCGGCACGUCUGGAGCGGCUGCUCUCGCUGCGGAUGACCCGUGACGAGCUCAAGGACCGCAACAUCCUGCGCAUCGACCGCGGGGCCAACGUCGCCGCCGCCGCCGCGCCUUCCGGCUUGCCCUCAGCCGGCCACUCUGCUCUUAUUGCCAACACCCGGCGCCUCCUGCCGGCGCUGCUGGAGCGGCGGCCAUCGAUCGACCUCCUCCGCUCGCGCGGUGUCCUCCAGCCGGAGCACUCGACCGUCGAGUUUGCCAAGUUUCAGAAAAUGCUCGCCGGCAUCGACAAGAACAAGGACGCGUCGCUGGAGGACCUCGACGCUCUCGCCGAUAGCAUGCAGAUUGGUUCCGGCUCGGACGCCGGCUCGGAUGAGUCGGGCUCACCGAUUCACGAGCGAAGCGGCGUUGGGCUCAGCGGCGGACUCUCCAUCGACUUUGACCCGCUUGCCGUCGUCUCACCGGUCGACGACUACGACCAGGAUGCCACCGAGAGCAUCAAGCCCGACGCACGCAUCUGGGAUGUGCUCGACUCGGAGCCGCCACUGUACUAUAACGCCAAAAAGCGGGUUGCUGGCGGAACAGUCAACCGGCUCGUCGAGUUCCUCACCUUGUCGUCGGGCGUGUCGGACCUCUUCACGCGGGUCUUCUUCCUCACCUACAAGUGUUUCACCACCAAGGUCCAUCUCCUCGCCAAGCUACUGGGCCGCUAUCUGUAUGCUCCGACUGACGGCUCAGUCGACGUCCGCGGUGUCCGCGCCCGGGUCAUCUACGUCCUCCGCUUUUGGGUCGAGCACUUUCCGUUCGAUUUUGACCGCGCGCCGCGGCUGUUCUCGGAGAUUCAGGCGUUUGCAUCGACAACCCUCGUCGACGACGGCUUUCUGCAGCACUCGUCGCAACUCCUUGUCGCACUCGACCGUGCCACGUACCAGAUCCGGACCCGCAAGGAGGAGGAGCGGCGAGCCAAGGAAACCUUGCCGACACCUGACCUCCUCGCCAAGUACCGUAAGCGCGACAUCUGCGCGCUUGAUGCCGUCGACGUGGCCAAGCAGCUGACACUGGUCUCGUUCUCGCUCUUCCAGCGCAUCCGGCCAAGCGAGCUCAUCCGCGUGGUGUGGACCAAGUCUGCGACAGUUGCGCGCGCGCCCAACGUCAUGCGCAUGAUCGCACGGUUCAACGAGCUCUCGGCCUGGGUCCAGCUUGAAAUCCUCAAGCGGGAGAAGCCCAAGGAUCGGGCGGCAGUCAUCACCAAGUUUGUGUACAUUGCGCACGAGCUCGUGGCAUGCAACAACUUUGACUCGCUCAUGUCCAUCAUCGCCGCCCUUAACUCGGCACCCAUCCUCCGGCUCCGCCACUCCCAGGCGCUGAUCAAGUCCAAGGUCAAAGCCCGCCUCGCCGCUGUCGAGGAUGUCAUGUCGUCGCGGCUCAACCACUCCAAGUAUCGCUCCAUCCUCUUCGGCCUGCCGCGGACAACACCCGCGCUGCCGUACCUCGGCAUGUUCCUGCAGGACCUGUUCUUCAUCGACGAUGGCAACCCAGACAUGUAUCAGGACAAGCCCGGUGUCGUCAACUUUACCAAGCACCACCAGACGGCCUCGAUGAUCAUGCAGGUUCAGCGGUUCCAGGCAGUUCCGUUCACCUACGACGAAGUCCCAUGGAUCCGUGCCAUCGUCACACAGGCCUCGAGCCUCGACGACAAUGGUCUUUACUCUCUCUCCCUCGAGCGUGAACCUCGCCGGUAGCAAACGACCAGAUCGACUAAGAAAGAAAAAGAGAGAG
This is a messenger RNA of Thecamonas trahens ATCC 50062, 3889 nucleotides long. RefSeq lists its product as uncharacterized. NCBI's taxonomy places the organism in Eukaryota, Apusomonadida, Apusomonadidae. The transcript is spliced from 3 exons. Gene Ontology annotation, cellular component: plasma membrane. The coding region runs from base 1 to 3852 and encodes 1283 amino acids. Gene Ontology annotation, biological process: positive regulation of GTPase activity; Ras protein signal transduction. The record is from RefSeq and is a predicted model, not a curated record. Gene Ontology annotation, molecular function: guanyl-nucleotide exchange factor activity.